Molecule: messenger RNA, 1167 nt
Organism: Nelumbo nucifera (sacred lotus)
Lineage: Eukaryota; Viridiplantae; Streptophyta; Magnoliopsida; Proteales; Nelumbonaceae
Cellular component (GO): chloroplast
Molecular function (GO): RNA binding
Source: RefSeq, a predicted model, not a curated record
AGCGUAGAUAGAUCGGAGAGGAGUUGAUUUUGAGUAAUGGCGACGUGUAUAGGAGCCCAUCAGCUGCAGCACCUCCUCCGACCUCCAUCCUCUUCUUUACACUUCAUCUUUAAACCCCUUUGCAACAUUGCAACUGCUUCUUCUACUGCUCCUCCCCGUCUACGAAAACCACCUCUUCACACCCAAAUCUUAUUAUUCCGUCCUCACUCAUCGCUUCUUAACUCUCGUCUUUUCUGCAACACCUCCUCCACCUCUUCUUGUUUCGUCUCUCUUCAGACUAGACCUCACGAGGAUGAAUUCGCUCCAGACAACUCUGAAGACGAUCAACCACCACUGCAGCAAGAACCCGUUGAGCUGGAGACUGUUGUCGACAACGGAGAACUCCAACCCAUUAUUAAAUCUUCGGCCGAGUUGCCAAAACUGACUGUUAAAGAAAAAAAGGAGCUAGCUUCUUAUGCUCACAGCCUCGGCAAGAAACUCAAAUGCCAGCAAGUCGGCAAGUCCGGCGUUACUUCUUCAGUCGCUGCUUCAUUCGUCGAAACCCUUGAAGCCAACGAACUCCUCAAGCUUAAAGUACACAACAGCUGCCCAGGUGAGCUAGCUGAUGUGGUGAAGCAGUUGGAGCAAGCAACUGGGUCAGUGGCAGUAGGUCAGAUUGGUCGAUCAGUGAUUCUUUACAGGCCUAGCAUCUCCAAAUUGAAGUUAGAGGAGAAAAAGAAACAGAAUGAAAGACAAAGAGCCUUUAUAAGAAGAGGAUCAACAUUGAGACCUACAGAGCCUAAGAAAGAACAAGUACAGAGAUUAUCUGGUCGUGGUCAUCGUGGAAGUAGCCGGCAUUGAAUUCUUGAUACUGUUUCUGUUGCAUAAUCUGUAGCUGAUCGAUGCUGCCAAUAUGGUAAAAAGAAGAAAGAAAAAAGAAAACAUAAUAGAAUUGUAAUAUUAUUCUUGGGUCUUCUAGAAACAAAAAUCUAUUUGUCAAGGGAACACAUAUUUGGUCAAGUGGGUCUUGGUUCAUUGGUGGUGAAUUCAGUUUAGAAGUUGGUAAGCAAUGGGGAUAGGUGCUAAGCAUGAUUCAAUGAUGUCUCGGUUAUUUAUUUAUGACUUGGCUUGGGCUAGUGUUGCUUGUAAUGUUUUAUACAAAAUGAUGAUAUAGGACUGUUUCUGUCA